AUGAUGAAAGUGGUAUUAUUACUUGGUCUAUUGGCGGGAAUGUUUUUCAUGUCGUCUGCUGAACUCAAUAAAGCUGAACUGAUGGCAGAAUUAAAGGAACUGACUCGGGAACUUAGCGUCAAGGCUCAAGAAACAACAGUAGGUGAUCCGGAAAUUAUAGAGGUAGUUCCCGAAGCACCUGUUGCCGUUACUGAAGAACAAGAAGCAGAGGAGGUGAAAGUCAGUGCCUUAGAAAAACUGUUCUCAAAACUCGGCGGUGUUUUGGGAAAGAGAUUGGAGAAGGCUGCUAAAAGAUAUGAGAAGAGGGCUAGAAAAGUCCGAAAAAUCGCCCAAAGAAUUUCUGAAGAAUUGGAUUUGACAGAAGAGGAGAACACUAUAGAGGAUCUGGCAACCCAGUUUGAAAAUACAGCCGAAUUUCUCCGUCAAGUAGCAGACGAAACAGAAAUGUAUUUUGAUGGCGCAGACGAGAAGCUACAGGACAUAAUGUCUCGAGCACCAUCCGGCCGUCAUAUUUCUCACCUGAAAAAAAAAGUCAAGGCAGCUAAAAAAGCCAACCGGUUACCUCCAGGAAAACAGGAACUAUCAACAAAUAUAGUAGAAAAUACAGACGGCGACUUCGUCGAGGGUAACACUGAUGCCGACGGUGCAACGGAUAACGCUGCAGAAGAAGCCGCAACUGAGAGCGUCGGAGUAGAUACAGCACAGGGAAAUACAGACGCAGAUGCCGGCUCCAAACGAUCCCUGGAUUGGUUGGUAAAUGAACUCAGGGCGGAUUGA
Messenger RNA from Lottia gigantea (owl limpet), 777 nucleotides. RefSeq lists its product as hypothetical. The transcript is spliced from 2 exons. Bases 1 to 777 code for a protein of 258 amino acids. The record is from RefSeq and is a predicted model, not a curated record. NCBI's taxonomy places the organism in Eukaryota, Metazoa, Mollusca, Gastropoda, Lottiidae.